Periconia digitata is the source of this 922-nucleotide messenger RNA. The record is from the annotation of a GenBank genome assembly. Lineage: Eukaryota; Fungi; Ascomycota; Dothideomycetes; Pleosporales; Periconiaceae.
GUACACCAAAGAUGCUGGUAUUCACCAGAGUGGAUUUUAGAGAGGCACAAGUGAUCACGUACACAUUCGGACUGAUAUAUAUGUACAAUCUAAAUAUGCACCCAAGAAGCUGUAGCUUCACAAUGGGACGGAAAUCCUGACAUAUGAUGCCUUGCUCAAGGUCGUGACUAUCUUGACAGAGCGUUAUGGUUCGGUGCUCAAGAAACGCAAUCGCGAGCUCUGGUUGCGUGAGCUGUAUCGAAGUCUCUCCGUGUACGACAAGGGCGUGCGGUCGAGUGUCUUGGAUAGGGAAAAACAAGGCUUCAGUAGUUGCUAUGUUGCUAUCAUUUUAGCCGAGAUUUCGCCGUUAUCGUUUCCGGUCACGCCUCGCUUGAACGCACAACCGAUUUCGAGAACUUCUCUCGACCGACAACACGCCGCCGACACACCCAACCUUUUUCCCGCCAACGACUCUCGAUAAUCCGCUACAAUGGCCUCCAAACGCGGUUCCGCCUCUGGCAACAAGCUCAAGAUGACCCUCGCUCUCCCUGUCGGCGCCGUCAUGAACUGCGCGGACAACUCGGGAGCCAGGAACCUGUACAUUAUCUCCGUCAAGGGUAUCGGUGCGCGUCUGAACCGUCUCCCGGCUGCCGGUGUCGGUGACAUGGUCAUGGCCACCGUCAAAAAGGGAAAACCUGAGCUCAGGAAGAAGGUCAUGCCCGCGGUCGUCGUCCGACAGAGCAAGCCCUGGAGACGGGGUGACGGUGUCUUCCUAUACUUCGAGGACAAUGCUGGUGUGAUUGUCAACCCCAAGGGUGAAAUGAAGGGCUCUGCCAUCACUGGCCCUGUCGGAAAGGAGGCUGCUGAGCUCUGGCCGCGUAUUGCCAGCAACUCUGGUGUCGUGAUGUGAGGUAUUUCUUUUCCAGCUCUUCUCAACAUUCAU